Messenger RNA from Cinclus cinclus, 631 nucleotides. It is a transcript of the gene BATF3, whose product is annotated as basic leucine zipper ATF-like transcription factor 3. Gene Ontology annotation, molecular function: RNA polymerase II cis-regulatory region sequence-specific DNA binding; DNA-binding transcription factor activity, RNA polymerase II-specific. The record is from RefSeq and is a predicted model, not a curated record. Gene Ontology annotation, biological process: regulation of transcription by RNA polymerase II. Gene Ontology annotation, cellular component: nucleus. Lineage: Eukaryota; Metazoa; Chordata; Aves; Passeriformes; Cinclidae.
AUGACUCAAGCCGCUGAGGAAACCAGAAAAAUAAGGAAGUAUCUGAUUUUAUUGAGGAACAGGGUGAGUAGCGAAAGUGAAAAUCGCUUUAUCCCAGCACGGACGCCGUGUCCACACCCCAAUGACCCCGGGCUGAGCUGGCUGUCCCCCACGAGAAGCCGCCGCCGCUUCGGAGAGCCGAUGUCACCGGAGCGCGGCGGGCAGGAGCGGCCGGAGAGUCAUGAAGAAGAUGACAGAAAAGUAAGGAGGAGAGAAAAAAAUCGAGUUGCUGCACAGAGGAGCCGGAAGAAGCAAACUCAGAAAGCAGAUAAACUUCACGAGGAAUAUGAGUCUCUUGAGCAAGAAAAUACCUCCCUGAAAAGAGAAAUUGGAAAGCUAACAGAUGAAAUGAAACACUUGAGUGAAGUGUUGAAGGAUCAUGAAAAGAUCUGCCCACUACUGCACUGCACCAUGAACUUUAUGACCAUACCAAGGCCUGAUGCACUUGCCAGCUGCCUACCAAGAUGACUGCUCUCCUCCAUCACCUCUAAAUGCGAUGUGUAGAAGUGCCAUUAACAGGAGGUUUGAAGAACUGCCUACUUAGUGUGCAGUUCUUCCAUCAAAGAGGGCUGGACUCGACCACGCAGCUCUU